Molecule: messenger RNA, 468 nt
Organism: Fulvia fulva
Lineage: Eukaryota; Fungi; Ascomycota; Dothideomycetes; Mycosphaerellales; Mycosphaerellaceae
Exons: 1
Coding region: 1-468 (155 amino acids)
Source: RefSeq, a predicted model, not a curated record
AUGGCACGAAGAGCAAACGCACGACGUGUGGACCGACGAAGGUUGCAACUCAUGGAAGAACAUCUAAGAGACCGUGUGACAGAAUUUCUUGAGCAGGAGGCAUUAGCGGUCUUUGAUGGACACAUCGACAUGGAAUUCCAUCUGAACGAGGAAAACAUUGGUCAAGUGCCUUACCGGCACGAUACCGCUGCUCAGCAUGUCACGGACUCUGACCCAGUAAGCCCGAUCAGCCAUUCUUCCGACACUUUGAGCCGGUGCGGCCAACGCGAUCGAGAGGGCAAGCCGCUCAAUGAAUGGUACACAAAUUCAUUCACGUUAGGACAGGUCACUUCCUUGCUUCCUAGGGCGGAGCCUACCCCAGCUGACGUGAACGCUGAAGCGAUACGCACUGCGACCACAACUCUAGCGGAGCAGCGACAAGGGCUGGCAGCAUUCCACUCAACGUAUUUCUCUGAGCUGAAUGAGUAG